Messenger RNA from Cyprinodon variegatus (sheepshead minnow), 3168 nucleotides. RefSeq names its product U2AF homology motif (UHM) kinase 1 (gene uhmk1). The coding region runs from base 450 to 1748 and encodes 432 amino acids. NCBI's taxonomy places the organism in Eukaryota, Metazoa, Chordata, Actinopteri, Cyprinodontiformes, Cyprinodontidae. The transcript is spliced from 9 exons. Gene Ontology annotation, molecular function: protein serine/threonine kinase activity; ATP binding; RNA binding. Gene Ontology annotation, biological process: positive regulation of translational initiation; peptidyl-serine phosphorylation; regulation of protein export from nucleus. Gene Ontology annotation, cellular component: nucleus; neuronal ribonucleoprotein granule. The record is from RefSeq and is a predicted model, not a curated record.
GGAAGUAUCAACAACCUGAAUCUACAACUUCAGCGAAACUUCACUGCGACCUGAAACACUAGUUUUUCGGAAGAUUUAAGCAAAGUUUGUUCCUGUGAGGAGUUAUCGGUCAUUAUGGAGGAAGUUAUUCGCGCUGCGCCGUGGGAGCGCUGUGUUUCUGUCCUUAAAAUCGGUGGCUAGUGGGGCUAUUUGCAGUAGCUAAGUUGGCUAACUUUAUGUCAGCUGACUCGUUUUGACAGCCAACCUUCUCCUAAUAUGCCCCCUAAUUCCUCCGCGCUCAGGCCUGUGGAUGUAGCCCCGCUGUGUGCUCGCUGGCCUUGACUCGUCCAGGUGCUUCUUAGUUUGUAGCACAUUAAAGGUGAACAUAGAUCUUGUCUCGCAAUGCCCCCACAGCUGCUCCCACCUGUCAACUAGCUGCCUCCCCCUCCUCUCCCCUCCUUCUCCCUCCCAUGGCUCACUGCGUCCCACCCGAGCCGAGCUCCAAGGCCCAGCCCACGGAAAGUGUCAGCGUGGACCAGAGCAUGAGGCCGGUGCUGUUUGAGAUCUUCGGUGAGAUCUGGACCGUCCAGUGCCGGCUCGGUCAGGGAGUCUCUGCCUCUGUUUACCAGGUGAGCUCCGGCAGAGCUGCCACUGCGGCCGUCAAGGAGUUCCAGGCCGAUUCCCAGGGAGGGGACUACGGCUACCACAAGGAGAGGGCUGUGCUGGAGGACAUCCAGGGACAUAAGAACAUUGUUACGCUGUACGGCGUAUUCACCAACCACAGCUGUGUUGGCGUCGCCACCCGCUGCCUCCUGCUGGAGCUCCUGGAUGUCAGCGUGUCGGAGCUGCUGGUGAGACGCAGCAGUGGUGUCAAGGGUGGGAGGUCCCAGAAGGGCCACUCCAUGUGGCUGGUGCAGCACUGUGCCAGAGACAUCCUGGAGGCUCUCGCCUUCCUCCACAGGGAAGGUUACGUCCACGCCGACCUCAAACCGCGCAACAUCCUGUGGAGCGCCGAUGACGAGUGCUUCAAGUUGAUCGACUUCGGCCUGAGCUUCAAGCAGGGAAACCAGGAUGUGAAGUACAUCCAGACAGACGGGUACCGAGCCCCUGAGGCGGAGCUCCAGAACAGUCUGGCCCAGGCAGGGAUGGAGGGAGACUCUGGCUGCACGGCUGCCAUCGACCUCUGGAGCCUGGGCGUCAUCCUGCUGGAGAUGUUCUCUGGAAUCAAGCUGAAGGACACGGUCCGCUCCCAGGAGUGGAAGGACAACAGCGUCGCCAUUGUCAACCACAUCUUUGCGAGUAACGGCGCCACGUGCCCCGCCAUCCCAGUUUACCACCUCAGAGACCUUAUUAAAAGCAUGUUACUCAACAAUCCAAAGCAGAGAUGCACCGCUGAAGCUGCCCUGCUGAGCCCCUUCUUCAGCAUCCCCUUCGCGCCACACAUCGAGGAUCUGGUUCUGCUGCCUUCACCGGUUCUGCGUCUGCUCAACUUGAUCGAUGACAGCCACCUGCACAACGAGGAAGAGUAUGAAGACAUACUAGAGGACAUGAAGGAGGAGUGCCAGAAGUACGGCUCUGUGGUUUCUCUGCUCAUUCCUAAGGAGAACCCUGGAAAAGGGCAGGUGUUUGUUGAGUACGCCAACUCCAGCGACUCCAAAGAAGCUCAGCGGCUGCUGACGGGGCGCACCUUCGACGGGCGCUUCGUGGUGGCCACCUUCUACCCGCUGAGCGCCUACAGAAGAGGUUACCUCUACCAGACGGUGCAGUGAAGAUCAUUUCAGACCACUGGGUGGGGGGGUGUUUCCAACCUCUUGAAGCUGAUCAUAAUGCCUCCUCUGUAGGAUUAUAAUAGUAAUUCUACUUAAACUGAGACUAUUUAACGUUGGAGACGACAUAUUUGCUGCUGAAAUUCUAGUCAUCUGUGUUCAGCUUUCCUGUGGUUUAGCAACCAGCUGCGACGCUUCCAGGCCGCGUGGCUGACGUUUCACUGAAGCACAAAGAGAGCCGACCGUCUGCUUAAAGCGUGUAUCCAUCAGCAGAGCGGCGAGGAGCCUGCAGAGGGAGGAGCAUGUUGAAAACGCUCCUUUGAAGUGUUUCUAUGUGUUUUCAGACGCUUUUUAUCAUCAAACUAUAAUCCUGAGAAGGAAGCAUGUCGCCUCUGUGGAGGCUGUUUAUUUCAGCUGUUUGAGGCCUGGUAGCAGGUGAUUCUGCUGCCCCCCUCUGGCUGCUUUGAGGAAGUGGCUCUUCCGUCAGGAUUAGCAGUAGAACAAGCCUGCUGCUGCUGCUGCUGCUGCUUAUCUUAGCAAACCACAGCCUGUUCUGUAGCUUCUCAUUGACUGUGCUUCCACUCAUGAAAGCAUGGCUUCAUGUUUUUAUUGUAGCUCUGAAUGAGAUUUCAGGUCCCUUCCUGAAUUGUUGCUUCCUCCACUGUCUGGGGAAAAGAAAGGCUUUGAUUUCUCUGUUUCUGAUGAGGAUGGAUAUAGAAAGUAGAGGAUUUUUUUUUAUUUUAUUCCCUCCUGUCUACCUUCUAUUCAUCCUUCUAUCCUACCUCCCCUUUCCUCCCUCAGUCACCUUUCUAUCCUUGCUACCUUCCUCCUGUCCUUCCUUUGUUUGUUUCCUCCUUAAAUCAGAUGCUGACCUAAACUAGAUAUUUCUAGAUUCAUUUUUAUCAGACUUUUUUGUUGGGAUUUGUUGUUUUUUUUUUGUGUUGAUGCUGCUCCAGUUCAGCUGAGUUUCUGUUGGUGGUUCAGGUUCAGGUUCUGCUGAAGCGGCUGUGAGGAGAAACCUGACUGAUGGUUUGGGUUUAACUGUCUGAGUCACAGCGCUGUUGAGUGGAAAACUAGAGUUUUGUUCUUGUUUUAGUGUUUAUUCACCUAGAUUAGUCUGGAUAAAAUGAAGCUGGGUAGCUUCUUUUUUUUUUUUUUUUUGCAGCGUUUUUGACUUCCUGAGUUCUUCAUGUUUCAGUUCUACUUUGUGAUAGGUUUCCAUGGUGACCACCAGCCUCUUUAACCUUUAAGCUGCUGCUUUGGCAACAGGAAAUAAAGUUUGUUUGUCCCUUUAACAGCACUACUGAAAAACUUCAGUUUCUAAUAGAAUUAAAUUGAAGAACUGAAAAAAAAAAUCCCUACAAAUGAAGAGAAGCAGCUUUGGAGUCGGCAGACUCUGCUCUCUGAUCUGUAACCUUUCAUC